Gekko japonicus is the source of this 2380-nucleotide messenger RNA. It is a transcript of the gene PDCD4, whose product is annotated as programmed cell death 4 (neoplastic transformation inhibitor). The record is from RefSeq and is a predicted model, not a curated record. NCBI's taxonomy places the organism in Eukaryota, Metazoa, Chordata, Lepidosauria, Squamata, Gekkonidae. Gene Ontology annotation, biological process: negative regulation of DNA-templated transcription. The coding region runs from base 319 to 1725 and encodes 468 amino acids. The transcript has 13 exons. Gene Ontology annotation, cellular component: nucleus; cytosol.
GAGAGGGCGGCUGGUGUGCGGUGACGAGCGAGAGAGCGAUGAGUGCUGCGUGCCAGGGUUCUGUUGCUAACAACUUCUGAGUAGGAGGAGUGUGGAUGCGUGUAAUGGAAUACUCUACCAAAAGGAACAGAACUAUCCUCACAAGCUAGUCAAUCAAUUGGACACCAUUUGUCUUUGAGAACAAUACAAAGGAGCUCUUCUAGCAAAAAUAAACUGCUUCAGAACAUCGUGUAACUCGUGAAUGAUUGGCUGAGAACUGAAAGAAAAAAAUUGGAAAACCAUUUACAUUCAUUUUGGUUGAAACACUGUUGAAUAGCAAUGGAAAUUGAAAAUGAGCAGACAGACAACAUCAACUCUACUGAACUGGAAAAUCUAAGUGACGCUCCAUUUUCUGGUGAUGAAGAAAAUGGUGGAACUGAGGAAAUGAAAACUGAAAUCAAUGGUAUCUGGAUCCCUGCAACGUCAAUUAACGAAGCUAAAAUCAGUGCUAGAGCAAAAAGGAGGCUAAGAAAAAAUUCUUCCAGAGAUUCUGGAAGAGGAGAUUCUGUGAGUGACAAUGGAGAGGCACUAAAAAGUGGAAUUACUGUGCCAACAAGUCCAAAGGGGAAGUGUCUGGAUAGACGAUCUCGAUCGGGAAAGGGUAGAGGCCUCCCAAAGAAAGGUGGUGCAGGAGGCAAAGGUGUUUGGGGAACACCUGGACAAGUAUAUGAUGUAGAGGAAGUGGAUAUUAAAGAUCCCAACUAUGAUGAUGACCAGGAAAACUGUGUCUAUGAAACUGUAGUGCUGCCUUUGGACGAAAAAGCAUUUGAGAAAACAUUAACUCCAAUAAUCCAGGAGUAUUUUGAACAUGGGGAUACUAAUGAAGUUGCAGAGAUGAUGAAAGAUCUCAAUCUUGGAGGAAUGAAAUACAGUGUACCAGUGCUGGCAGUAUCAUUGGCAUUAGAGGGGAAAGCUAGCCACCGAGAGAUGACCUCCAAGCUCCUAGCUGACCUGUGUGGGAAAGUAGUUGACAAAAAAGAUGUGGAAAAGUCAUUUGACAGGCUUCUCAGAGACUUGCCGGAAUUGGUUUUGGACACUCCUAGAGCACCACAGCUGGUGGGUCAGUUCAUUGCAAGAGCUGUUGGAGAUGGGAUUCUAUGCAGUAGUUACAUAGAUGGCUACAAAGGCACUGUGGACUGUGCUCAGGCUCGUGCUGCUCUGGAUCGAGCUACUGUGCUGCUAAGUAUGUCUAAAGGUGGAAAACGCACAGACAAUGCAUGGGGAUCAGGAGGCGGGCAGCAGUCUGUGAAACAUCUUGUUAAAGAGGUUGAUAUGCUGUUGAAAGAAUACCUUCUUUCAGGAGAUGUUUUAGAAGCAGAACGUUGCCUUCAGGAGUUAGAAGUACCCCAUUUUCACCAUGAACUUGUAUAUGAAGCGGUUGUGAUGGUUUUGGAAUCAACUGGAGAAGAAAACUUUAAAAUGAUGCUCAAUUUGCUGAAAUCCCUCUGGAAAUCUGCUGUCAUUACUAUGGACCAAAUGAAGAGAGGCUAUGAACGAAUUUACCGUGAAAUCCCAGACAUUAAUCUUGAUGUGCCACAUUCAUACUCUGUGCUUGAACGGUUUGUAGAGGAAUGCUUUAAAGCGGGAAUAAUCUCCAAACCAUUGAGAGACCUCUGUCCUUCCAGGGGAAGGAAACGUUUCGUAAGUGAAGGAGAUGGAGGCCGUCUGAAAUCUGAAAGUUACUGAAUACGUGAACUAACUCUUGCAGCCACAGAUGUUUAAAGGGAAUAUAUAUGUAUAUAUUCCUUAGUAAGAGUUGUUUAGCACAGUUCAUUUAUUCUUAAAAUACAUGUUAUGGGGCACAAAAUGUCUGAAGGUUUUUAAAUUUUGUGUUCACAAAGGAAGUCCUUCUAAACUUUCUUUUCUUGGGAUUUAUAAUUGGACAGAGCAAGUAACUGCCUUUCUGUGGAGGUUUUCUGAAAUAAGCUACUCUAUUGUAAGUGCCAUAGGUUUGACCUAAUCAUUCCAUGUUUUGCAUUGGUGCCUGCCUGCCUGCCACUCCUUUCUUUCAAGGACAGUGUUUUUUGAAAUAAAAUCACUGGUUUAUACAAAGCUUUACAGAAUGGGCCAAGUUAAGCUGCUGGAACCCUAUUUUGGCUGCUGCUGUUAAAAUACUGUGCUUUGGGAAGAAAAGUUAUUUUUUUUUUUAAGAAUCUAAGAAAUUUAGUUUGGUCAUAAGAUGUAUUCAAGAUGUAUUCAUUUUCCAGGGGAAUAUAUUGAUUUGGUCUUAAAGACUACUUCAGCAAAUGGUGGCUGGAACAUCUAUUUUUCUACAAAACUGGAUAAAUGAAUAGUAGAUAAAAUAUAUUGCAAAAUAAACUUUUAUGAAGCAGAUUCUUGC